Messenger RNA from Cydia amplana, 943 nucleotides. RefSeq names its product pre-mRNA-splicing factor ISY1 homolog. Gene Ontology annotation, biological process: mRNA 3'-splice site recognition; generation of catalytic spliceosome for second transesterification step. The record is from RefSeq and is a predicted model, not a curated record. NCBI's taxonomy places the organism in Eukaryota, Metazoa, Arthropoda, Insecta, Lepidoptera, Tortricidae. The coding region runs from base 47 to 847 and encodes 266 amino acids. Gene Ontology annotation, cellular component: post-mRNA release spliceosomal complex; catalytic step 2 spliceosome; Prp19 complex. The transcript has 7 exons.
AUAUAUUAAUUACUGGUUAUUCUACUUAAAUCCACAAUUUCCAAAAAUGGCCCGUAAUGCUGAGAAGGCAAUGACGACGUUGGCGCGCUGGCGGGCCGCGCAGGUGCAAGAGACGGGCGGGCAGCGCGAGCGCCGGCCCUACCUCGCCUCAGAGUGUACCGAUUUGCCACAAGCCGAGAAGUGGCGUCUGCAGAUCGUCCGCGAGAUCGCUAAGAAGGUUGCGCAGAUACAGAACGCUGGUCUAGGCGAGUUCCGCAUCCGCGACCUGAACGACGAGAUCAACAAGUUGAUGCGCGAGAAGCGACACUGGGAGAUCCAGAUCAAGUCCCUCGGCGGGCCCGACCAUGCCCGCGUGGGGCCGCGGAUGCUCGACCAGGACGGGCGCGAGGUGCCUGGCAACCGCGGCUACAAAUAUUUCGGGGCCGCUAAGGAUCUGCCAGGCGUGAGAGAGCUGUUCGAGCAAGAGCCGCCGCCGCCGCCGCGGCGCACGCGCGCCGAUCUCAUGCGAGACGUCGACGCAGACUAUUACGGCUACCGGGAUGACGACGACGGGCUUUUGAUCCCACUCGAGCGGGAGGCAGAGAAGGAAGCGAUAGCGCGAGCCGUCGACGAGUGGAAGAGAAACAAAGAGGAAAACAAGGACCAGGACGUGGCUGAAGAAGAAAACAUUUAUCCAGAGGAUCCCGAUGACAAACGAGUGGACGAUGAUGAUGCUGAACCACAAAUCAUCACCUCGCACGUGGCCGUGCCCUCGCAGAAAGACAUCGAGGAAGCGCUGCUCCGGAAGAAGAAGCAGGAACUUCUAGAACGAUACGGCUGCCUCGACGUCAAAAUGGAACAGAGCUGACAAACACUACCCUAAUAUUUCUUUUUAAUUAUUUUAAGUGUAAUUGUGGAUGAAAACGAGAGGACUGAAAGAAAUAAAACAAACUUAAUUCCAUAA